This is a messenger RNA of Clunio marinus, 611 nucleotides long. NCBI's taxonomy places the organism in Eukaryota, Metazoa, Arthropoda, Insecta, Diptera, Chironomidae. The record is from the annotation of a GenBank genome assembly.
UAAAUUUAAUUUAAAUGUCAUUUGUAUCCAGAAUAUCAUCAAAGUUUGGUAUUAUCACUUGUAUAGGAUGCACAUUGCAUUGCUUUUUUGAAUAUAUCUGUGAUUUUGUUGUUUGCUCAGGUGAAUCAAUGCAGCCGACAUUAUAUUCAAACAACAUACUCAUAUGUAGUAAGAUCGCACAACGUAAAAACACUUUUGAAAGGAAUGACAUCGUUGUUGCUAUUCAUCCAAAUCAACCUAAAAGUCUUAUUUGCAAGCGAAUGAUUGCGCUUCCAGGAGAUAUAGUUUUAAUGAACUCCACAAAAACUGAAGAUUCAGAGAACACAGGCUCUUCUGAUGUUCAAAAAAUCUACAUUAAACCAGGGUCUUGCUGGUUGGAAGGUGACAAUAGAGCAAAUUCUACUGAUAGUCGAAAUUACGGACAGAUUCCAAUUGGAUUAAUUAAAUCAAAAGUUUUAGUGCGUGUUUGGCCUCUUAGUGAGUUUAAGUUUUUUUAGUUUAUUAACCAUGUUUAAAUCGACCUAUAGUUGUUAAUUAAAUAAAGUAAUUUUUUUUUCAAUCAUCAAUCUUUUACAAAAUUCUCCUUAUCACCUUAAAAUUCUUCUGCUUUG